This is a messenger RNA of Melitaea cinxia (Glanville fritillary), 700 nucleotides long. RefSeq names its product ubiquitin-fold modifier-conjugating enzyme 1 (gene Ufc1). Gene Ontology annotation, cellular component: cytoplasm. Lineage: Eukaryota; Metazoa; Arthropoda; Insecta; Lepidoptera; Nymphalidae. Gene Ontology annotation, biological process: protein K69-linked ufmylation. The record is from RefSeq and is a predicted model, not a curated record. The coding region runs from base 131 to 640 and encodes 169 amino acids. Gene Ontology annotation, molecular function: UFM1 conjugating enzyme activity. The transcript has 4 exons.
GUGAUUUGACACGUAUUAUGACUUUUCAAGUUUUGACAUUUCAAUUCUAACUGUGUGUGUGGAAUCUUGGCGGAAUCUACUUUCAUUUUGUAAUUAGAACAUUUUAUGAACAACACAGAAACUUAUAAGAAUGGUAGAUGAAGGUACGAGGAAGACGCUAAGUAGCAUUCCGUUGUUGAAAACUAAAGCAGGUCCAAGGGAUAAGGAGUUAUGGCCGACGAGAUUAAAGGAAGAAUAUCAAGCUUUAAUAAAGUAUGUACAGAACAAUAAAGAAGCAGACAACGAUUGGUUCCGGUUAGAAUCAGAUAAAACCGGUACAAAGUGGUUCGGCAAGUGCUGGUACGUUCAUAAUCUGCUGAAGUAUGAAUUUGAUUUGGAGUUUGAUAUACCUGUAACUUAUCCAACUACAGCGCCCGAAUUGGCUUUACCAGGUCUAGAUGGUAAAACGGCAAAAAUGUACAGAGGAGGUAAAAUCUGUUUAACAGACCAUUUCAAGCCGUUAUGGGCCAGGAAUGUGCCAAAGUUUGGUAUAGCCCAUGCUAUGGCUUUAGGUCUUGGACCCUGGCUAGCUGUUGAAGUUCCAGAAUUAAUAGAAAGAGGAGUUGUAAAGUACCAAGAAAAAUCGGACGAAGCGAAAUAAAUUGUUUUGUAUAAUAUUUGUAAAUAUAAUGUUUUAUAAAAUAAAUGACAACUUGUUUAA